Messenger RNA from Podospora pseudopauciseta, 1375 nucleotides. RefSeq lists its product as uncharacterized. The record is from RefSeq and is a predicted model, not a curated record. Lineage: Eukaryota; Fungi; Ascomycota; Sordariomycetes; Sordariales; Podosporaceae. The transcript is spliced from 2 exons. The coding region runs from base 1 to 1233 and encodes 410 amino acids.
AUGGGAAACAGCCGAAAAGCCUGGGUGUAUCUACGAGAAACAGGUGCUCUGGCGGCCGAGUUUGGUCUGGAUCGGGAAGAUGGAUAUGCAGGUUCGGAAGGAGAAGAUGACCUGGCGAGGAGGAGGCUGUUCUGGGCAGUUCUGAUUUCCGAGAGGGAAUUUGCCAUCCUGAGAAACAAGCCCAUCACGAGCUUCAGACGGAAACCAGAACUGCCAACUUUUGGAUACCGGUAUGAAGAUCCGGGUGUCCAUGCUGGCUUGCUACAGCUGGCGGAGAUAUACAAGCCGGUUGGUGAGGACUUUGUCGCUGCGUGGAACGACACCCCCCAAAACGAAGAUUCGCCGGCCGCUCACAACAUGAAAGCCGCAAAGCUGCUGGAGCUCCAACGCCGUCUGUCACAGGUGACAGAAUCAGGGGAGGAGGCGACAGAAAUGCAAAGGGUGCAUCUCACAAUUACUCGUCAGUGGCUGAAGCUGGUUACUUGGCAACUGUCGUUCCGUGCCCACCUGCUGUCGUUCGGCAACGUCCACGAAAGCAUGCGGUUCACUUAUCCGCUCAUCAUCGCCCACGAGACGUUGUCGUUUCUGAACUCGCUACCGCCAGGGCGCUGCUAUGGUAGGAUUUCGACCAUGGAAAAGAUUUACGAGAUUGGCAUCUGGUGGCUCAAUGUCGUCGGGGCUGUGGAUAACCUCGAGCUUGGGAGGCACGGUGUCAAGACGGAUGAUAACCUUCUGGACGCUUUUGUCAGGGUUCUCAGCGUCGGCGAACAGAGCAGGGUACUGUUUGCAGAACGGCUCAAAAUGUUUGCCGCUGCUGGCGACAAGUCAGAUCUCAGUUACAUGGUGGGCAGGAAGUUCUCCCAAGAGGUGAGGGAACAAGGACACAAAGAGAUCAAGACGGAGGAGUCGGAGCCGAGAUCUGUGCCGCGAACAGCACACAGCAGCAGUAGAUACCACCACGGCGGGCCGUCGCUGGCGGUGGACACGCCCUCACCGGCGACCAAUGGGCCUCCCACGGCACCUCACACCAACGAGACACCGCCGCCGCCGUGGUUCCAGGGUUACAAUAACAGUGCCAUCACCACGCCUACCAGCUCUGGGUGGGCGUCGACGACGUCAGAGGUGAACAGUCCGGAGAUUUUGUUCAGUCCUGACAUUGUCAGUCCCGGGCCGGGAGCGACGAGCUUUGGGUAUUUUCGCUUUCCGGGGCCAAAGCCAGGGGAGGGGGCUUGACAUGGGUGUUUUGCUAGAUCAUAAUGUUUGUAUAUGAACCCGCCAAAAAAAAAAUUAAAAAGUAGAGGAAGCGAUUUCCAUUCAUCACGAACACUUGUCCAAUUCUGAUUAACCCCAACCCCCGAUUGACAAAAUGGAAACA